Messenger RNA from Trachemys scripta elegans, 3771 nucleotides. It is a transcript of the gene DCTN4, whose product is annotated as dynactin subunit 4. The coding region runs from base 50 to 1453 and encodes 467 amino acids. NCBI's taxonomy places the organism in Eukaryota, Metazoa, Chordata, Testudines, Emydidae. Gene Ontology annotation, cellular component: dynactin complex. The record is from RefSeq and is a predicted model, not a curated record. The transcript has 14 exons.
GGAUCACGUGACGGGGCGAGGCGGUGGCUGCUGGGCCCCGGCUCCCAAGAUGGCGUCGCUGCUGCAGUCGGAGCGGGUCUCGUACCUGGUGCGCGGCGAAAAGGAGAUCCGCGCGCCGCUCUCCCAGCUCUACUUCUGCCGCUACUGCAGCGAACUCCGCUCCCUGGAGUGCGUCUCCCACGAGGUGGACUCUCACUAUUGUCCCAGUUGCCUAGAAAAUAUGCCAUCAGCUGAAGCUAAGCUGAAGAAGAAUAGGUGUGCUAACUGUUUUGACUGCCCAUGCUGCAUGCACACACUUUCCACCAGGGCGACAAGCAUUCCUGCUCCACUUCCUGAUGACCCAGCCAAGACUACAAUGAAGAAAGCAUAUUACCUGGCCUGUGGAUUUUGCCGCUGGACUUCCAGAGAUGUGGGCAUGGCAGACAAGUCUGUUGCCAGUGGUGGUUGGCAGGAGCCGGAGAAUCCACAUACCCAGAGGAUUAACAAACUGGUUGAGUAUUACCAGCAGCUGGCUCAGAAAGAGAAGAUUGAGCGGGACCGUAAGAAGUUGGUGCGACGCCGAAACUACAUGCCCCUGGCCUUUUCGCAACACACAAUACACGUAGUGGACAAAUACGGCCUUGGAACCAGACUCCAGCGUCAGAGGCCUGGGAUGUCCAUCAGUGCUCUUUCCGGACUCUCCCUGAAAGAAGGGGAGGACCUGAGGGAGAUAAAGAUUGAGCCCGCUGAUGCUGUAGAAGAAGUGGAACCUCUGCCUGAGGAUUAUUACACAAGACCAAUAAAUCUAACAGAGGUGACUACCCUGCACCAACGUCUUCUGCAGCCUGACUUCCAGCCAAUCUGUGCUUCCCAGCUCUACCCACGCCAUAAGCACCUUCUGAUCAAACGCUCGCUGCGCUGUCGGAAAUGUGAACAUAAUCUGAGUAAACCAGAAUUCAAUCCAACAUCCAUCAAAUUCAAAAUCCAACUGGUUGCUGUCAACUACAUCCCUGAGGUGAGGAUCAUGUCCAUUCCCAACCUGCGCUACAUGAAGGAGAGCCAAGUUCUUCUGACUCUGACCAAUCCAGUGGAAAACCUCACCCAUGUCACACUGAUGGAGUGUGAGGAGGGAGACCCCGAUGACAUCAACAGUACUGCUAAGGUGGUGGUUCCUCCCAAGGAGCUAAUCCUAGCCGGCAAAGAUGCCGCAGCAGAAUAUGACGAGUUGGCAGAACCUCAGGAUUUCCAAGAUGACCCUGACAUUGUAGCCUUCAGAAAGGCCAACAAGGUGGGAGUUUUCAUCAAGGUCACUCCACAGAAAGAAGAGGGUGAAGUGACCGUGAGCUUUAAGAUGAAGCAUGAGUUUAAAAAUCUGGCCGCUCCAAUCCGCCCCAGUGAGGAAGGUGAUCAGAGUUCUGAGGUUAUCUGGCUCACCCAUCAUGUGGAGCUCAGCCUUGGCCCACUGCUCCCAUAAUGGCUUCCAACAGCUGGAUCCAUAAAGGUGGCCACGGGAUAGACUCUUUUGCCAUGACAGAAUGCAUCCUGUUGAAAUGGUUUGUGAAACCUCCUUUGUGAUGUGCACACGCACCACAAAUUCCCGCCAAGAAAUGAGGAGGAGGUUGCACGAGUCAGGGGGGAAGGUAACUCUGUUGUCAGAUGAUUUGUUCUGCUCUCUGUAAUGCCUACUAUGUGAAUCUGUGGCUUUCUCACAACACCACAUGCUUGUUUAAGUUACAGCACAAAGAAGGCCAUCUCUAGACCUGUGUUAUCCCUUGCUGAAGUCAAAUUAGCAUUACCAACAAAAAACCCUCAAACCCUUACGUUGGCUUUCCUCUUCUCCAUAUAGUCCCGUGACACCAAUAUUUAAAUACUCAACAAAACAAAUCCUUUCUCUGGUAGAGCCUGCUGUUCAUGAGCAAACACUCCAGGGCUGUGGCCCUGUCUCUUCGGUUACAAUAGCCAUCUGUUGCAGCAGCAUGAUACACUCUUACUUGCUUCCCAUCCCCUAUUAAAAUCUCAUUAAUUUAAAAUUUUCUUUAGCCCAGGCACUCAAAGGCGUAACUUUUUUCUUUUUCCUCCCCUUUAUGAAAAAGAAUGCUUUGCUCUCUACAGCUUGUUUGGGAGGCAGUGGAUCUUAACAAUUUGCUUCUUGUGUUGAAAAAUAGUCUACUGUAGCUCUUGUGGGCUUGGCUUAUAAUUUAUAUCAUUUUAAGCCCUUUUUUUUGUUGGAAAAUGUAGGUUAUUAUGCCUGGUUUUCUAAGAUUUGGGAGGACCAAUAGGUCACUGAAGUGAAAAUGCUGCUGCUUCAGUUUUUAUUGAGGCUAGGACACUACUGAGUGCAAUUUUUGCAUUCAAUAAAUUAUUUUCAGUGAAUGGUGAAAUCAACCAAAGAAUAUGACAGCUCAGAUCAUUUUAAUACACACAAAACCUUUAAGGGUUCAGGAGUGUGCUCAGUGUGUUUACUAGUGACUUGGGGGAGUUGUGGGCUCCUUGAGCAGAAAAAAAUUAAAAGGAAGAAAGGCUUAUGCUAACCCUCCGCACUUCAGAAGCAUAUACCAGGCCAUAACAUAAGUGUAACUUAUGUGCUACCAUAAGGCUUAUUUUGGCCGCAAGUCAGAUCUAAAACCAGUUACAAACAGCAUGUCCAUGACUCUUAUUGUAACAUGCCACCAUUACCACUAACUACAGUACUAUAGUGCAACCAGUGCGGGAUUUCUCUUCCUACAAAGAUUAUUUUUCAGUUGCUCUUAGUUAAAAGCAGUGACUUUUGUGAAACAUCUCCCUGAAUGAGCAGCAAAUGCAGACUACAAAAAUCUUUAUCUUGGGGCUUUGACAUGCAACCUGAAGAUAACCAAGUGGCCUUCAAGCCCUUCCAGAUAUGCUCUGCUUAGUUAAAUAAGGAACAUGUGUACUGUAUAUGACUCUGCUGUUCUGUAGUGUAAGAUGUGUGGCAUCUGGGAAAGGAGAAAAAUGCAUAGUUUUAACUUAGUCAAAUAUUAAUGCAAUGAAUAGACUGGGGCAUCGUGACAUGCAGAAACUGCUACCCUUUUUGUGUCUAGAGGUAGUCCUAUUGAUCUGCAUCCUGUUUGACAGCCUUUGGGAAGGAGCUGCACCUUAUCUGCUAGUUUGUGCCAUGGAUAUCACAGCAGAGAGGGGCUUAAUGUUUACAAAUUUGCAUAGAUGAUACACAGAUGUACAGCAUGAGUUUAAGUGUAGCCAGUAUUUAUUCAUAAAUGUAUAGUGUUAAUAAGUGUCUGCUACUGUCUUAUGUAACCAAAUAACAACACUUAAGCUUUGAGUUUUCUUCAGUAGCCAAAGUAACUGGCAAACUAUCAACACUAUCUAUCAAAAACCAUCUUUUCCAAACUAGUUUUUGGCUGGCUGGCUGAUAUUUUCAAACUGGAUAGUUCACCACUUGUAGCUGAGUUUAGAGCUGGGAUGUUGCUCUAUUGAACUACACAAGAAAGGUUCUUUAGCACCUAGUUAUUGUUUUAAGAAAAUCAGAUGUACUCUGGUACUCUGAACUGCUAUCUUGAAAAGUAAAGGGCACAUUGGCUUUGAAUGGCUUAACUAGUCCGGUGAAUUUCUUUUCCCUUAAAAGCUUAUAGGAGAUAGGAGUAACUUUAGCUGUUUUCCAUGCAUAUUUGUGCAAAACACCUCACUUAUUCCAAUGGAGAACAAUGGAAGCACUCUGCCGUUAUCAAUGUUAACUCCAUUAAUGACAGAUUAUUGUGUAGCCUUAUAGCUUAAUUUAUGUGGUGAACUUAAAAUAAAUAAAGCAGACAAAGCUGG